Homarus americanus (American lobster) is the source of this 5970-nucleotide messenger RNA. Its product is annotated as transmembrane protein 19-like. Gene Ontology annotation, cellular component: membrane. The transcript has 7 exons. Bases 493 to 1389 code for a protein of 298 amino acids. The record is from RefSeq and is a predicted model, not a curated record. NCBI's taxonomy places the organism in Eukaryota, Metazoa, Arthropoda, Malacostraca, Decapoda, Nephropidae.
GUUAUGUGGGGGUGUUGGCUCAAGGUGGUAUGUAAGUAUGGAUAUAUACUUUAUAUUUGAGCUCUAACCACCGUUUAUAAAUUUCUAGAAUGUGGACUUGGUUGAAUGUAAGUUUAAGUCUCAUAAUAUUCCUCCUUGUAUUAUAAUUCGGUAAUAUACGGUAGUGUUGAAGUGGAAAGUAUUAUGACAGUACCAGGAGGUAAUAUUUUUAUCAUUACGGCACAUAUAUACUGAUAUGGACUUAUUAUAAGAUAUAGGACAGCUUAAGAUUCCCUAAUACUGUGAAUCUGUCCGAGUUGUUAAUAUUAGUUGACAUAUAUCUUGAGGUUUAAUGAGGUUUAAUGAAGUCUUUGUUGCGGUCACUUGGUGUACUUCACAUUCCCGCCACUGCCCGCUCUCCAUUUUAAACGUGUUGAGCUGAUAGGCAAUAAUCUGCUUUAUUGCUUUAGCCUGUCACUGAUAAGAGCAGAGGAACAUCCGUGCUGUUUUAUAAUGUCUACUUUAAGGGUUGAGGUGAUAGAACCCAGUCGUUGGCUAAGUGCGACAUUGCUGCCCAUUCUCAUUGCCUGGAGAGGUCUUCAAGGUCGUUCACUCUCUUUCAGUGGUGCUGUGUCUGGUCUGGCUGUUGGGUUCCUGCUCACAUUGGGAAGCUAUGUCUUCUUUGCUAAUCUCUUGGUGUUUUUCAUCUCAUCGUCUAAAGCCACCAAGUUCCUGUCCAGCAAGAAGAGAAAAUUGGAGGAAAAUUUUAAGGAAGGUGGUGAACGCAAUUGGGUACAGGUAGUGUGUAACGGCGGAGUAGCGAGUCUGUUGGCGCUGUUUUACAUGAUGGACUGUGGCUGUGGAGAACACCCCAUCGACAUGAUCUACAACUACCGCUGUUCCUGGCUCAACUUAGCAGUUUUAGGAGCUUUGUCGUGCUGCAAUGGGGACACUUGGGCCUCUGAGAUUGGAACAGUAUUAAGCAUUGGAGAUCCUGUCCUCAUUACCUCCCUCCAGUCCGUCCCACGAGGUAUGUUACUGGGUACAAAUGGUGGCAUCAGCCUUGUGGGUCUGGUUGUAAGUCUCAUGGGAGGAUUUGUGGUGGGACUGGGACAUUAUUUUACCCUUCUGAUGUGCGUGUCCAACUCCAUCAUGAUCUCUGCACCCCCACAGUGGCCGAUUAUUUUUGUGGGAGCCAUCGGGGGACUGAUGGGUAGUGUGAUUGACUCGGUGUUAGGAGCCACCGUGCAGUUCUCAGGAAUCGAUUCUGAAGGAAAAAUCGUAGAACGGCCCGGUGAAGGUGUGAUCCCUAUCUGUGGCUCCAACAUUCUGGACAAUCACGCCGUGAACCUUAUCAGCUCUCUCCUCACGGCUCUGUUCUUGCCACGUGUCGCCCUUCUAAUCAUGUAGAGGUCGGUAGUGUACGUGCGGCUUGUGUAACUAGUACAGUACUGUACUACAGUAUUUCAUCUGUUAAAUCUCUGCCUGGUGGCUGCUUGUAAUACCUGAUACUCAAUAGAAGAAAUAAGUAAAUUGCUUAAAUUUAUAAGGAAGAAUAAAAAUACAGUGUAUAAUGUUUAUAUUAUAACUAGUAGAUGUUUGGAAAUAUUUCAAGCAGUACUUCUUCUCUUUAGAUAUUGAAGAAGACAUAGUGUAUACUGUAUCUCCAGUUCAUAGGUGAAAACUUUAACUAUGAACAUAAUGGAGGUUUUACAGCUUUAUACCAGUAAGAUUAUGUGCCUGAUGACGACUCAACUCGGUGAAUUUAUAAGAAUCAUUGUAUAGACGAUAUACACACUUGUAUACUGUGUAUCCAGAGUAAGGAUGUGUGGAUAAUACGUACUACUUGUCUUGAGCUUUUCUCAUCUUUCUACAUUGAUCGUGCACUGUCUCAUCUUUCGUCUCAUCUUUCAUUUUAUUCUUCUUAUUCAGAGAUUUGUCCUCUUCUUGAUGCACUUCACACACAGGUGGAAGACUAGUAAAGAUAAUAGAUAUAGUUGAUAAAUUUAUGUGUACUGACAGAUUAGUGUGGCUUCUUACUCCCAUCAUGGCCUCCUCUAGAUUUGGUGGCCAUCUGAUAUGAGGAUGGUACUCUGAUUGAUUGAUUGAAUUAUAACUCAGGAAAACCAGUUGUAAAGAUUGAUAAAAAGAGGUGACUUUGUCUUAUGGGGAAGGGGAGUCUUGGCAACUCUCAGGCUGUUUGUGUGUGAAAUGGUUUGUCUUAAUAUUUAUGUUGUUGUAUGUACUUACUUCUUGUCAAGGUCAUCAUUUAUUGGUUUUAAUGAAACCCCGAAUAUUGCUCCUUUUUUUUUUUUUUACUUUUUUAACUUAGAUUUGUUAUCUGUACAUUCUCGUUAACUUGUCCUAUUAAUAUCAUAGUUAAGUUCCACGGUUCAAUUAGUAACAUUCUGGCCUUUCAGCUCGUUAGACGUGGGUUUGUUGGGGCGUUAUCUUGCUGUGGUAUGUGCUGAUCUGCUCACCAGCCAUGCCAGUGCUGUGGGGCGAGCCAGUGCAGUCGCCUGGGCCUCACCACCCCGCAGGGUGUAGGGAAUAAAAGGGGCAACGUAAAACUUUGAAAUUGUCAUAAAACUUUACUUCAUAAUACUAUGCAGAGAACUUUGUUGUUAAUGUAAACAUAUACAGGAUAUUGUUUGUGUUUAAUUUGGGAUUUUUUUUAUUUCAAUGUACAGUACAUUUACAUUAUUUUACUUUUAUUUAAAUUGUAAAUGUUUAUAUAUGUACAUUUACCUGUGUGCAUGUUGUGUGUGUGUGUGUGUGUGUGUGUGUGUGUGUGUGUGUGUGUGUGUGUGUGUGUUAUUGUGUAAGUACAAUAUGUACAGUACAGUACUUGAAAAUACUGUAAAUGUGUGUAUUGAGUGGCUGUUUCUGAACUUGUGCACCCUAUGCUUUUUUUUUUAAUGCUGUGUGUAUGAGGGUGUGUGUAUGUGUUACUGUUUCUCUAUGUACACUUUUUAAUCCUAUCUGUUUGUGUGGAUGUUUCUGCCAUUUUAUUAUUGUUGUUCUCCUUCAUUGUUUAACAUUUUAACUCGUUAUCAUGAAUUUCAUAACUUUGGGAAUUGGUGCAGGAACACGUCAUACCCCUCUCCUAUUAGCUGUCACAUUUUAAAGGAGAAUAUUUUUAAGUUAUAAGUAUAUUCUGUACAUUAACAUCAUCUUCACCAUCAACGAAAACUCAGGUACUAUGCUGCUCACCUCACCGAAUAAAUCCCAAUUACAAUAGUACCAUAGUUCCAGGUUUGUGGUAAAGAGGAGGUUAAUAUUAGGGCCAUAUCUGUGUAUGUAUUUAAACACUCCUGAUGUAGUAUCUUGUAGACAGAUAAGGAAAGAUAUGAAUCAUUUACUGUAAAAAACAAAACAAGAAGAUAUUGUAUUAAUCAAAUGUCAAGCAGAAAAAAAUCUGUAAAAACAAAUGCUAUGGUUGGGUUUGGAGCCAAGUUUCAUAAUCCCUGUGUUUAAUGACUAAAAGCUGAUGACACUCUUGAGGCCAGUUAAAUAUUUAUUAAACUGCCCUUUACUAGGUUGAUAGGAAAAUUAAAGAUGUUUUUAAGUCUGUAUGUUGGAGAAGGGGCCCAUAUCACUUGAUUUUAAGACGUCUGUAUAACUUUUGUACGUUUUUAACAAGGCUCGUAAUUUAGCAUUAAGCAAGUGUAUGGCUGUGGCAUCUCUAAAAUAAUUGCCUAAAUAGACUUGUAUUCAUGAUAUUACUGUAUGUGUUUAUUCAUAUUAUCCACACACAUACAUAUACACAUAGAAAAAUAUACAUGUAUACAGUACUUCCUCCAUACCUUACCUCAUAAAUUCCAUCCACUCUGUCAACAUUGUAUUCACUUGGGUAUUGUAUUGUCCUGAUUUAUGUCCCCCCCCCCUCCACCCUCCCCAUCCAUACUGUUACUCCUUUCAUGAUAUUUCCAGUUAUAACCUUACUAGAUAUCUGAAGUGGGAGAGGAAUGUAGUUGAUAGAUUGAUAUAUAGAAUGGCUGAUUGUGAGGUUUUGUUGAUACGUAAGUUGAUAGAUUGAUAUAUAGAAUGGCUGAUUGUGAGGUCUUGUUGAUACGUAGAGCGGCUGAUUGUGAAGUUUAGUUGAUACGUAGAAUGGCUGCUUGUAAGGUCUAGUUGAUACAUAGAAUGACAUUGUAAGGUCUAGUUGAUACAUAGAAUGGUUGAUUGUAAGGUUAGUUGAUACAUAUAAUGGCUGAUUGUAAGGUCUAGUUGAUACAUAUAAUGGCUGAUUGUAAGGUCUAGUUGAUAUAUAGAAUGGCUGAUUGUGAGGUCUAAGGUCUAGUUUUGUAUAUUUUCAUUACUUAGGGUAAAAUAUAAUGCCUCUUGUGAUACUGAUUUGUUAUAGGCAUCUGUACUUAAGCUUGUAAUGGAGCCAGGCAUUUAUUUGUGUCUCUUUGAGGAGUGAUGGGGGAGAUGGUUUAAAAAAAGCUGUGUUAGUUUAUGAUUUUCAUAGUUUUCAUUUAACAGUACACACACAUGCACUGUCUUUGUAUUAUUCUCUCUGCUUGGUAAAGUUUUUGUACUUAAUUUCUAUCUGAAUUCAGCAGUGACAACUCAGGUAAUAGAACAACAAUGAGGUUACACCAGCCUGGACCAAAUAGGGAGGAGUGGGGAGGGAGGAAGAGGGGUCCAGCUACAUCACUUAAACAUUUCUCUAUUAUUUUGAACUUUUCUGCAACAAUUAAGGACACAAAUUUCCUUUUCUUUUCUCUCUUUUCUGUCCUUGAACCCAUUGUGAAUACUUUAUAGGGCGCUAAAAGAUAGAAAAAAAAAUACCGUAAGUUUUUAAGACUCUUACUUAGUCCUCCACACCGCUAGUUGACGCUACUGGUCAGAUCCAUUCGGAAUUAAUCCAAGUUUGGAUUGAUGGGUUCCGGAUUAGUGAGGUUUUACCGUAUUAGACAAGCAUUCCAUACAAUUUGCCUUAGUUUACUGGUACAGUACUGUAUGUAUGAAACUGGUAUGUAUGAAAACAUUCGAUUCACUCUCUUGUAAUGAAUACUCUGUAUUAUUGUUAGUACUGCAGUAUUUUUUAUUAUAUGUAGUUUGUAUCUGGAAAGUUACAUACAGGUAUGUUGAAAAGAAGAUAAGCAUCAGUAUUCUUACAGGAGGAUGCAGACCUUUCCCUCCAGGCCCGUCAGGGAAGUGAGGUGAGGUGUUGUAGAUAAGAUUGUUAUUAGUGUUGUGUAUUUCUUGUAUGAUGAUAUAUACUGUUCUGUAAUAAUGUAGAAUAUAUUUUCAACAAGAGUGUUUCAGUGAUGUAGGUUAUGAGGUGAAAACGAAUCAUUUCACUUUACAAAGUGAAGGUAUAGCUCAAAUAAAAAAUAGAUUUAUGUUUGAUUUUUAUGUCUAUUGACACACUGUUGAUUAUGAGAGGUAAAAUAUCCUUUUACUAGUCUUUAUCAUGGACUAUAUUAUAUAAAAUUUUUAUUCAUCAUUAGCUACUACCCCAAAGUGGGGUUUGUUGACUUCACAUGGGACUCAUGCAUACUGUGUCACCUAGUAUACUAUUCACAGCUUUAAUAUUGUCCACAAUAGAUUUUGACUCCUGUACAGUAGUGGAAUGUUGUGUUACUUUAAAGGAGAAGAAAUGUGAAUACCUGUACUGAAUUUGAGAGUAACUGCUCCAGUGGUGUGAACCCAUGUUUGUUUUAAUAAAUACAUUACUGUAUUAUGGCACAGCUUAACAAUGCACAGGCUUUUAACCCUUGGCCACACAACAGGAAUAUUGUAUACUUCUGGUAUUUUUAAGCCCAUAGAACUGGAAAAGCAAAAUGCUAUGAACAAACAUGUAGCACUGAUACUGUGAAGUCAUAAUGAUAUCAAGAAUAUUUAUUGUAAAAGGUUUUAGCUACUGCUAGACUUAUCUAAGUUUUUUUAUUUAUGUCACUGCUGCUGUAACUCCAAAAAUUGCUUGUUUGCAUUCUGUUUUGUUUGUGACUGAUGAGUAAUUAUAUUUUUUUAUAAUUA